This is a messenger RNA of Amoebophrya sp. A120, 14772 nucleotides long. The record is from the annotation of a GenBank genome assembly. Lineage: Eukaryota; Dinophyceae; Syndiniales; Amoebophryaceae.
GUAUAAUUCAACAGGGGUUCUUUAUUUUCUGUGUUUUUUGCGGCGCUGUUUCGGCUUUGGACAGCAGCGAGAACAUGGUACGUGGUUUCAUGCCCGGCUGAAAUACGAAAUUAGUGUACAACCAGCGUCUGGUCCCGCAGGAAAAAUCGGACUUCGCCGACGUACCAUUCUUAGCGGGCCAAGAAACAACGAUCAUGCGACGUGCGCAAGCGAGUCGCCGUGUGGCGACGGACCGCGUCGUAGAGAGCCAGUUGCACAACCAUCUGAACGAGCAGGUGCAGCUAUCGUACAGAAAUCUCCGUAGCCUGCAUCACAUUUGCCGCGCAAGUUGGAGAAUGACUCUAUGAUCGCAUACAUCAGUCUGUCAUCCGUCUUUGUAGCUGUCUCUUCAUCUGUGCGGAUACAUUUAAGUAUGGAAGCUUCUAUUAAUAGAUAGAAGUCUUCAUGGUAAGCAGCAUCUGAUGAUCCUAAUCUCGUGGCGCGCGCCAAAUAUGAUACCGUACUACUUAGUGUGUUUCUACCCGAUAGCAGCAGCGGAAAGUUCAGAAGCUCGAAGAGGAACUGAAGGAGGCAAAAUCCGUGCACAAAGUGUUGCUGCAGCAGUAUGACAUGGGCGACUUGGAAGCUGAAGUGCUGGCUAGUCAAAAACAGCGCCAUAUUUCAAAUCUCGAGCAGCAACUGCGGGACGAACAGCGACUGGUAGUGUCGAAGCCGACCGUCGUGGUCCCGGUGCCGAGGCUUGGGCCCCAGGAAAGCAAUCCGCAGGGCGCGCCGAGAGCGUAUACAAAUUAUUUGCACAAGCAUCCGUGUUGUAUGAUACGAAGAUGGAGGCUUUGAUCAGUCGUGUUAGGACUGAAAAAACUCUUGUACGGCCUCUAAUGGGACGCGCUCCUCGUCUCAGACUAGUCUGAUGUCAACAUCAAGUGCAUCGGAUCAUGUGCUCCGUAUUCAAUUCGACGCUAAUUUUACUAGUGUGCUUGUGCACUACCCGGAGUACCCAGAGUUUAUUGGGAAUGUUGUGUGUUUAUUCAGGUUCAGUAAAAAGGAUGAUGGACCCACUGCAGGACCAGGGGAUUCCGAGGUCGUCGCGAAAAAGAACGCCGUCUAUGACUUCGCACUCCCCGGUCAGGAGAAGGAGAACGCAGCGCCGCCAUGGCUGCAGCAGAAUAACGGACAAAAGCCUGGUCGCGAUCUCGUCAGUGCCGAGCCGCCAGUCACGGGCGCAAAGAAAACACGCGCCGAGCGGCUUGCAGAACGGCAGCGAGAGCGCGAGCUGCAGAUGGAAGGGAAUAACGGAAUUACAGUGCCUCGAAAUCUCCCAUCACAAGCACAUCCUCGAGCAGAACCGAUGGAACCUCCGCCGCACCAUCAGGGUGGAUUUGUCGCCAAUGCAGCUCCGUUUGUCUUUGCUGCGGACACUGCUGCCGACAGUGGCCCCUCGCUCGACAACACCACGGAAUUCGACAUGAUCGCGCCGAAGCGCAAAAUGUCGCGCGAGGAAGUCUGGAGGCAAAAGAGGGAGAAGCAUCUGCAGCAGCACAACCUCGGCCCCGACAACGGGGGCAGUGCUGCUCGAGGUGUCGCACUUGAGCCACCCCCGCGAGCCCCCUCGCCCGCGUCGCAGGCCCAGGCCCUGCGGCCGCCGUAUCGGGAGCAGCCGCGCGCGGUUGGGCCGUACAACGAGAAUCCUCCUCUCGCCGAGAACUACUUGGACGAGAGGACGACGAAUGCGCAACCACAGCCCCGCAGCCCGCCGCCGCAGAAAUCGGAACUAGAGCUUUUGCACGAAAUGGGCGACCGCAAGUACGGAAAGCCGAAGAAGCCACGUGCCGCCGCCGCGCAAGUCGAGCGUCCAUACCACCAAGCGCACGUCGUAGAUCAGCCACGGGUUGCUCCCGUCGUAUUCCCAGGCCGCGACAUGAUUUCCGCUCAGGACGCGUAUGAUGAGAGAAUGAUUGGCGAAGUUGCUCGCCCACCUGUCAAUCAAGAGUACCUACGGGGCCGCGGUUCUGCGCGCGGCGACCGACCGAGUAGCUCGUCCCGCACAACAGGAGCUGCUGCAAAUGGCAGGCAGGAAGUAGAGCAAAUACAACAUCAACAGCAACAAGUAGAUUCUGCCCGCGGUGGCCGGCGCGGCGGCGGGGGCCUGUUGGAUCUUGGCGCAACAUACGAGGAAAAGAAAAUGCGAAUUAAGCGCGAGCAGCAGCAAGAGAUGCGUGCCCGGAUGAAGGAGCAACAGCGGCGCGGCGUGCACCCGAUUCUGAACCGCAGAGAUGAACGUGGGCUCGCGGAAUCCCCGACGCGAACACCGCGUGGAGAGUGGAGCCCGGUGCAGAAGAGUGCCAGCGCCGCGAGCGGGGGCUCGCCGAUGCUGAUGAACGACGACUUCUUCAUAGAUAACAUCAACCCCGGGGGCGGGCGUGGCGGAGGACCCUCUGCCCCCGGAGCACUUGCCGCCGCCAACGGGGGCAAUAUGAACAUGUUUGAUCAGCUGGGGCAGGCGCAGCGCGAGAAGCAGGAGAAGAUCCGGCGGGAGCAGCAGCGGGAGAUGCGGCGGGCUAUGAAAGAGCGCAACUCGCAGUCCCCGCUGCGCAAGCGGAGCCACUCGCCCGACCGCGGGACGCCGUACCCGGACGGAGGUCCCGGCGACGAUGGGAAUAACGGGGGCUUUUUCACCCGGCUCGGCGAAGGCGCGAAGCGGAGGCACGAGCAGGCGUUGCGGGAGCAGCGCCGGGAUUUUCAGGACUGGAUGCGGGAGGAGCGAAGCCGCUCGCGCAGCCCGAAGGACAAGAAUCGGAACAACCGAGGCCGCGGACGGGACAUCCAAGAGGACAACUUCUUUGCCAACAUGGGCGCGGCUGAUGCCGACAAGGCGGCCGCGAAGGAGCGGGAGCGCCGGCGCCGCGAGGAAUACGCCAAGGAGCUCGAGCAGCAGCAGCAGGACGCGAAGCAGAAGAAGGAGCGGGAAAAGCGCGAGCGCAAAGAGCCCGAGUGGUGGGAGCGGCAGGGCGACUCGCAGUCGCCGAGCGAUCUGAAGAAGAAGCGGCAGCGGGACCAGAAUGAUUACUACGGCGAGCUGCAGAAACAGAUCGAAGAGAAGCAGAAGCGCCGCGCAGCGGAGGAAAUGGAAAACCGGCAGCCGGAGUGGUGGGAACAGGGUGGUGGUGGAGGCCGCUCCGUGUCUGAACGGCGCGAAGAGGACAGGGCCACGAGAACGGAGCGUCGGGGUCGACGAAGGCCAGGGGAGGACGACGAACCCAGCGUCGGUCGCGUCGAGCAAGCGGGUGGGGGUGCGAACACUAGGAUUGCGCCCGCCUUGGUGUUUGGUGAUGGCGGUAACAACGGUCUUAACAGCUCUCCUACUGCGGGAGACGAGCAGAGGAGAGCAGCCCCGGGGCGACGGGCCGACAUGUUCGACGGCGAUCAGGACUCCGCGUCCUUUGGCCUCAACAACGCGGCAUCCGUCGGCGCCGAGGGUGACAGGAAGAUGGAUCGCGCAGCCAUGCUGGAAGCGCGACGCCAAAAAAGGGGAAGCGGGGUUGGCUUUGUCGGCGGGGGCAAUAAUCGAAGUAUCGAUCUCAAUGCAACGAAUCCGUAUGCCGGUGGCGCGCAAGUACACGGUAGUUCCGCAGAGGCGGAGGACUUUGACGAUGCGCUCGGGAGGACACGCGUGAACAACGGUUCGCUUUCCCAGGACGAAGACAUCGGGAGUUCGUCCGCCGUAGCAGCAGGGACCGGCAUGUUCGGAGCAGGAGGGCCGCCUGGCGUAUCGAGGGCGAUUCCACCCGGGACGCAGGCCAGUGGAACUAUCCACGAGCAUCAUUAUCGCGGCCCGGACCCGCGGUUCACGAACAUCAACGUCAACCAGACAACGCCGCGGGAGGGGGUUCCUCAGCACCCGCAAGACAAACCGUUCAUUGAAAAGAUGUUUACGGAGCAGCAGAAGUGCGCCAACGACCUUCUGACCGAGCAAACCCGGCUGUUCACGCAACAGAUGACGAAGGAGGUGGAGCGGUUGCGAGACGAAAAGGAGGACGCACUGAAAGACCUUUUUGAGAUGAAGGACAAGCUGCUGUACCAGAAGGAGCGCGAGCUGCGGCUGAUGGAGAACCAAUUACGGCUGCAGCGCGGCGAACCUCCGCUUCCGGUCGACACGGUCGUGCCACCUCUGGAGCUGGUCGCUGGACGUCCGGGCAUACAAGACAUCCCAGUGGAAGAGUUGCCGCGCCGGCUCGGGUCGCGGAGUCCCGAUCGGCCCCGCAUCUACUCAUCGCAUCUCACCGAGCAUCUGUCUCCUACCUCGAAGCAGAGACAAGCAGAGCUAACAAGAACGGGGGACCACGAGAGUCAACAUCUCGAUGGCACCGGGCCCGGUCCAGCGUCGACGCGUGUCGCGGCACAAACGCCGGACUUUUCGGUUGCCCCGCUCGACGAAUCGCGCGUACAGAACGAUCUGUCCAAUGUGGAUCCGCAGCUGAGUGGCUCGUUUGGUCCAUCCUCGUUGGAGCUCGCACAGGUACGAUACCCGCCGGGCCGUGGCCCGAAUACUAGCACCGCGACGAACGUAGGAGGGGGGAGUCAGCAGUUCAUCACACCGCGCCCCGACGGGGGGCCGCAGAUGAUUUCCUCGGCUCGGGUACCGCACUCCCGCAUGGACGAAAGUGUGAAGUCGCAUUUGGAAAAGAGCAUGCGCGCAGACUCCAAGUUCGUUCGUCCGGACCAGACGCUGUCGGCCUCCCUGCUGAUCGGUCCGGACCGUUCGCUGGCGCAGGAGGUGGUCGACGGGGUGGGGAAAUUUGUGUUGGAAAGCGUCCUGCGGGGCUCGCACGAUUCCAGCGCAUCUACCUCGAGUGCCUUGGUAGGACAACAGGAAAUAAAUGCGGCGUUGCGACAAAACACGUUCGUCGACACCAAUGGGCGAAUCGUGGAAGCCAACCGGUUGAAGGUGGCGCCGGACAAGCAAAGCUUCGUCGCGUUUCGUACCGGCCACCGCGUCACGCCGAGAACGCUCGCACGAGACGGCGGCGACAUCGAAGAUUUGAACGGCGAGUGCGUCACGAUCCGCGCAGCGGUGGCAAGUUUGGUAGAUUUGGAUAACGAACCGGUUGACCCCCGAACCCUGCAACAGACCGCACUCGGCGACUUCAUUCGGGCCGAGGACGGGACGCACAUCUCUGCCGUCGCGCUCGCGCAGGCGGGCGGCGAGGUCCUGGACACCGAGGGCCGCCAUGUGUCCAUACGAGGCCGCGCAGCCGCCGUGCAGCCACGUGUGCACCCCCAACGCAGUGGCACUAUCGAGCCUCUACGGCAGCAUUCUGUCCUGGAAUCCGUGCUGCAGGAGGAGGAAAAGUCCUUACUUUCUGAGGGUUUUGGGGCGGAGCCAGAACAGUUCAUCGACAUAAACGACAACGUGGUUGCAGCAAAGAAUUUGCAACGCGUGAAGACUGCUGGGACGCUGGGCCUUACACCAGAGGCUUCGUUCUCGUCCACCGGCGCAGUGGCUGCCCCGAAGAGCAAUUGGAGUUUCGUCGCAACGGACGGCGCGCUCGUUAGUGGGAAGGAACUAGCAAAAUGGGGCGGAGAGGUUCUCGAUCUGCACAGCCGGCCCAGAAAGUUGAAGGGGUUGAGGGAGACUUCUCUCGCGGACGACGAGGGACGAGCGGUGCCAACGGCGGUCCUGCAGCGGUCGGGAACGAACUUUCUGACCCCGACCGGCGCAAAAAUUUCUCCGAGGGAAAUUACCGACGCUGGAGGUGUGGUCGUUGACGUCAAGGGCCAGGCCCUCCAUGUGCGGCCCGUCGCGGUAUCGCUUGAUGAGCGCAGUCAAUCCCGGACUGCCACGGAACAUCAACAGCCUAGCGGUCCGGCGUCCGGAGGGGGAUCGGCGAUCGGCAGCCUUGCACUGCCGAAGGAGACGUACUUCGUAGACGACACCUCCGGCCAGCCGAUUUCCGAUGCGACAUUGCUGAAAGCCGAUGCGAGGAUCCCGACCUACGUUGCGGCAGACGGUAGUGCCGUGAAUGUCGCCGAUCUGGUGGAGUACGGUGGGUUAGUGCGGUCCUUGGCGCGCGACCGGCUGGUGCCAGUGCGAGGAAACCGAUCCUCUCAGUGGCAAACGACGGACGGGCUGCGCAUCUCCGACCGAGGUCUCAGGCGAAUCGGUACCAGCUUCGUUGCAAUAGACGGAAGUCCAGUUUCCCCGGCAGACCUGCUGCGAUACGGCGGAGAGGUCGCGCGCGUCGACGGAGACGUCGUCAGCAUUGUUCCUGCAGCGGUGGUACCCACCAGUGCAGGAUUCGAUCACGCCAGCGCUGCAACCGAUACGGAUCGAGGUGUUGACCCCGCUCGACAACGAGAGGUCGAGAAUCUGCAGCGAAUCGGCACCGAUUUCAUUUCCGCUACAACGUACGAGCGCGUUCCGGCGAGCGUUGUCGCCAGGUUUGGCGGUCAGGCCCUGAGAACAAAGUCGGGCGAGACCGUACAGGUCGAAACCUUGAUCGCGACGCAGCCAAAAUUUUUCCACACCAUUGACGAGCGGCGGGGAAUUUCUUUCGCUGACUUGUCCCGUGCACCAAACGGGGUGGACUUCGUCGCUCCCGAUGGAAGUGUGUGCUCCGCCGAGCAACUUGCACUGCAUGGCGGCUCUGUGCUGGACAUACGUGGCAACAGCAUUUCGGUCCGACCCCUCGACGCGGAAAGGGCGCCGCCUCGCCUCCUGCGCACCGUCGAUGGCGGAACGCUGAAGCCAGAGGAUUUGAAACGGUUCGGCGCAGAGUUCGUCGCAGUUGGCUCCGGCGCGCGAGUGCCUGCCGCCGACCUGUUCAAAUUCGGCGGCGAGGUGUUGUCUGCCGGUGGAGACGCGAUCAAAGUUAUUCCGGCUGAAGAAGCAAAUGCGGUGGGGGGGAAUCGUCGUGUCGAAACUUUCGCCCGCCGCGGUGCCAACUUCGUUGCAGCGGACGGCCGAACGCAAGUUGCGCCCGCCGAUUUGGCACGAUUUGGAGGAGCGGUUCUCGAUACGGAGGGCCGGGUAGUGAAGAUUCGUGGCACUGACGCGCCCGCGUUCGACCGAGAGGGAGCCGACGAAGACGAUUUGCAGCGCGUCGGCUGUGACUUCGUGGCUGCGGACAAGUCGCUCGUCGCUCCAGCAACGCUUGCAAUGUUCGGCGGAGAGGUGUUGGAUGAGCGAGGGCGCCGUGUGAGCGUUGCAGAAAAGGACGGCGCGAACCAACUAGGUCAGCUCAGCGAAGCUCGGACUGGUCGCCCCUACGAGGCGCUGAACCUGCAGCGUUCGGGCGCAGGUUUCAUCGCGGUCGAUGGGUCGUAUGUCGCCCCUGAUAGGCUGCUACGCUUCGGCGGGGAAGUUUUGGAUCAAGGUGGACGGAAGGUACUGGUGAAGUCACAACUCGGUGGUGGGCCACUCCAAAUUUCGACCGCAGGUGGAGCUGAUGCACACCUGUCCGAUAUCAAGGUUGAGAAUUUGAAGCGACUCGGAGCCGAUUUUGUGACGGCUGAAGACACGGCUGAACCGGACGGCACCGGCAGCAAAUACCGUCGCGUGAAAGCUGAAGAUCUGAUGCGGUAUGGAGGGAAGGUUUUCGUCGACGCAACUAAACUUUCAGAUCAAGCCCUCGCAGCUUCUACACCUGCCGAGCUGCAAGUCACCAUACCGCCGCCACACCUCAGUACCUUUCGAGACGCAGACACCCAGAAGGAAGUUAAACUCGAUCAGCUGCAGCGCUUCGGUGCAGAUUUUGUCGCCGGAGACGGUGUGACGCGGGUGCCAGCGAAAGAUCUUCUCGCAUACGGCGGUGAGGUGCGGCUAGUAAAACCAGACGGGCAGAGCGCGAAGACCGUGCGGGUAGAUCCGGUGAUGAUCAGCGGAGGAGCAAUGACAAAGCAGCACCGGGACGGCAGCUCUACGGCUACAACACCGCCUGGCGGCGCUCAAUACCUCGAGGUGGUUGACAGAAGCCAGUCCGCACGAACGCAGGCCGGCACGAUCUCUACACCAACAGCAAGUCGCGCUAGGCCGCUGACGGCCAAGCACUCCGCUACGGACUUCGUCAGAAAAGGCGCGAACUUUGUGGCUGGGGACGGCGUCACCGAGAUUCAUCCGCGGGACUUGUAUCGGUACGGGGGUGAAGUUUUGAUGGUCAAGGACAAAACAAUCGUCGAUCAUAGGAGUUCACAGCAAGAAGCAGUCCCGGUGACGGUUCUGCCAGUGGAAGGGACCACAGCUACGUCUGUUUCCUCCCUGUCAACAAGACUUUUGGACACCUCCACUCGUGACCCGGUGUCCAUCACGGCGCUUCGCAGAAAAGGAGUCAGCUUCGUUGCCGCCGACGGGCGGUCUGCGGUUUCGCCAAAGGAUCUAGAGACUUACGGCGGGGAAGUUUUGGACCUGAGCGGAGCCCGGGUUUUGCUGCAGCCGGCGCACCACUUCUCCAACCCAGCGGGAGGUGCACCGGCGAAGGCGAAUUCAAAUUUUGUCUUUGACAUUUUGGACGAUGAGGAGAAAAAAACACUACCGGGCCAGGAAAGAACCGAAGCUGGCGUGCGAUAUUUGCCGGCGAAACUGAAGAAGAUCGAGGCCACGCGGCUGCAGCGCAACGGAACGGAUUUCGUUGCGGUGGACGGCAGUCAGGUGCCGGCGAAGAAAUUAAUCGUCUUCGGUGGCGAGGUGCUGGACAUUGACGGUCGUGCAGUGUCCGUCGCCCCCAUGUCAGCGGCAAACGCCUCCAGCAUCGGCGUUGAUGUCAAAAGUAGUGUGCUGCCGGAAGUUUUUCAAGAAGCGAAGACGACAACUACUGCCACCGUUAAAGCAACUUCUUCCACAGGGGCUGCACGAGAGGUGCAGUCUCGGGUGCCCGUCGGACAGUUGCAGCGCCUCGGGGCCGAUUUUGUCGAUUUGGACGGCGCAACACCCGUGGACGCCGCCCUUAUCGCGGAAUACGGAGGAACCGUGUUGAGCAAGCAGGGAGAGGCGGUUACGCUCUUACCUUCCGGGGCAGAUGGAAAAGCUAGUGUUGCCUUCCUGCCAACGACAACUGUGAAGGCGACCAGGGUCCUGACGGCCGCCUCGCUGGAUGCCAGCACGAAAAAUCCCGCGGUGCUGUUCGAGACCGUGCCUGUUGCAGAACUCAAGAGAAGCGGAGCCAGUUUCGUCGCGGCGGAUGGGACAGUGGUUUCUCCUGGCGCGCUGUUUCGCUUCGGGGGAGAGGUGGUCGACCUGCACGGGCGGCGAAGGACGGUGCAGCCGUUUCCGGACUUCGCGAAACCAUUGACAUUCGCUGAGAAUCUGCGAACUGCUACUCCACUUCCUGAAGACCAGGGUUUAAUACGCAACGGCGAAGGUGCUAUCCUGCGCCUUGUCCCAGCUUCGCAACUGCAGCGACUCGGCGCCGAUUUCGUUGGCGUCGACGGGACUCGAAUCAGCCCAAUUGCCAUGUCGCACACUGGCGGCAAGGUGCUUGACGUCGACGGCCACGUUGUGGAUAUCAGGCCGGCGUUUGUGGGCGCUAACGUGGGAAAGAUUGCUGCGGAACAUCAAUUCGCUUCUCCGACAAGCGCAACUGCCAGCACGGACAGAGGAGCUGCUGUGCCGCAGCUUUUGAUGAAGCGCGGUGAUGAUUUUGUGAGCGCUGACAAUCCUGGAAAAGCAAUCUCGCCGGCAGAGCUCGCAACGUCUGGUGGCCGUAUACUUGACGUCAGUGGCGCUACCGUGACAGUCAGUCCAUCUGUUUCCGCAGCCGCCGGGGGUGCAGUUGGCGCCUUCUUUCCUGCAAACGAUAGAUCGAAAGGACAAGCAAUAACUGCAUCCAGUGUGGACGGUACCGAAAUUCCGGCGAGCGUUUUGCAGACCAAGAGUUCCACGUCAAAGCAGACCGGUGUUACGUCCGAGAUUGAUCAACACCCGAAAAUAGUGAGCCGAGGUACUCGACGCACACACUCUCUACCCUUGUCCAAAAGCACCGGCUUUAUCUUCGAAGAUGUCACCGGCACCCCAGUGCCACUGGCCCGGCUGAAAAAGACCGGAACCUUUGACGAUUUGAUUCUGUCGCCGACGGGGCGCCCGGUGUCUCCCGAGCGCUUGGAGCAGCUCGGCGGCGAGGUGCUCGAUCUUCAGGGUGCCGUUGUCUCGCUCCAACCGUCCGUAAGCGAGGACUUCUUCGACAAAAGCUACCAGCGGGUCUCCGCGAGAAUCCUGCAGCGUGACCCAGCGACCAACCACUUUUUGGACGCCUUCUCCCCCACAACGACCAUACCAGAACACGUCUUGCGCAGAUCUGGGGGCACGGUUUUGGAUCUGAACGGAAACCCGGUUGCAGUUCUGCCUGCGGAGAACGAGGAAGUCUUCGUGCUCACGGACGGCGGGAAAAUCCCGAAGACCAACCUGCAGCGAAGAAACGUCGACGGGGCCGAAGUUUUCCUUGUUCCCGAAAGCAGGAGUUCCCCUGCGCGUCCGGUCUCCGCGGCGGAUUUGGCGGAAGCUGGGGGAGAAGUUUUGGACCGCAACAAUCGCGUAGUCGCGGUCAAGCGUGCCGCACGCUACGACGGCGAAUUCGUAUCCGCCGACGGGGAAACACUGGUAUACCCAGAGCAGCUGCAAGUCGUCGGCCGUGUCCCGGGCGUUUUCCUGGCAGGCGAGGAUCCCUCCGCUGGCAAGGAAAGAAGUGCCCAGAAAACGGUGCAACUAAGAGAACUUGCCUCCGCUGGUGGGACCGGCAUCGACCGGACAACGGGGCGUCGGCUCGCCAUCGCAAACAUCCUGCGAGAAGAGGGGGUCAAGAGCCUGAUCGACGUAAAAACGCAGAAGUACGUUCCAACAAAAGCGCUCCUGCGCGACGGCAAGGCCUUCGUGGAUAUCGACGGAAAGCCUCUGUCCGCGACGGAACUGGUGCGCAACAGUAAGAAGGGAGGCCAGCAACUGCGCGACGUGAGUGGUCGGAUCGUGACAGUGAAGCCGGUCGUCGACGAGAAAAACAGAAAGCCGUUCACGUCUUCAAACUGGGACAGCACGGCCGUGUUCUCCAGCGCGCUUGCGGAUGAACCGCCUAUUGCGGUUUCCAAACUCCAGAAGCAGACCAUCGGAACACAUUCUUUCUUCGUUCGUCCACCAAACUUCGGCGCGGCCACCGACACGCCCGCUGGGAUACAUGAGCCAAAUUUGGUGUCCCCCGAGAAGCUCAUCCGCGAGGGAGGCCCGGUUUUGGACAAACAGGGAAAGAUAAGGCUGCUGGCGAAGCAAAUGGACUAUAUGUUUCAGGCUGAAGUGGAGGAGAAAGCAGCGAGAAACUCACAACAGGCCAGUAGUGCUAGUAGAAGUAGGAUUUUUGGCGACGUGUCGUUUCCGCCGCUCUCGUCCUCGUUUCCCACAGCACACCCUGAGAAUCAAACGCCGCAAAUUCGUACCCACGACCGCAGUGCGCGCGUCAAGGCGCUCGAGAGCUCGCUGGCCGGUGACUCCAGAUUCGUGGUGGCGGAGGAUCCGAGACUAUUGAGUUUUCGCAACUACCCUGCUGCAGAUGAGCAGGCGACGCCCGCGAUGCCCUCGCGAAUGCGAGACGCGCAGCAGCUCUUCCCAGUAGCGGAGGAGCCAGGAGUCGCUGGUGCCGCCUCCAUGUUCAGUGACCAAUCUGGAGCGGGACCACAAACUCCAAUACAACAACUACACCGCAACAUGAUGAUACCGCCGUCGUCUAGCGGCCUGACAAUCGAUCCUGACUCCGUUGCCCAGCGUCGCCCGCCGUACGACUCUUUUGCAAAAAAUGGAACGGAGUUCGAGCCGAUUCCCGAACAGCUCUACGUCCGUGACGCCAGGGGCAACUACAGCCGCGUGCCGAAGGUGACGUUUCGCCGGGAGCGGCGGGGCACCGGCGCAGAGUGGCAGUACACUGAAGAUCCGCGUGGGGCAUACGUGAAGAGCGGCGACAGAUAUGUGAAGAUGCCAGAAAUGCUUUAUUACAAAGCCGCAACUUCUUCCACCAGCGCCGAUCCAGCAGCCCCAACUACAACAACCUUCGUUCCGGUUCCCGAAACCACGUACCGCCGUCGGGUGAAGAACAAGGCCUCAUCUUCGGUGACCUGGGACCCGGCGUCGACCACGAGUUUUUCGCCUGUGGUGGUCCAGGAGGUGGUGUACGAAAAGAAUCCGGAUCACCGAUCGUCCCUCUCCAUCGAAAGAUUGGACUUUUCUGGAAACAAUGGCCACGCGUCUGGCUCAGCGACCAGCAGCCGCUCGCCGUCGAAGUCGAUUUCCGCAGAACCGCGAAUUUUCUACCGGGACGAACGAGGCAACGCGUAUGUGCCCGUUCCGGAGGAGUUGUAUUACAAAAACUCCGCGAGGGAGUACGUGCCGAUCCCGCCCGAGCGAUUUUCUCUGCACCCGGACGGCGCGUACCGACGCGACCAACGUGGCAGGUUCGUCAAAAAGCCAGACACUGAGCAAAGGGUCACGUCCGGGUCAAUCCGUCAGUCGUCCGAAAUGCGAACCCAUGAGUUGUUCGAGGAGCUGUUUCUCCCUCCUGCCUCCACCGCACUGCCGUCCAGUCCGCUCAGUCGGCAGAACACCCUGGAGCAAACGCCCCUGUUCUACAAAGUGCGAAGCAGGGCGGGCGCUGGAUCCGCGAGGGGGCCUGCGGCGACGUCGCAUCUAACCGAGUACUUCGAGGUGUUGCCUCCAAAUCUCUUCUUGCAAAACGACGACGGAAACUUCACCCCGUGGGUAGGCAUCCCGCCCACGAUAGGUCUACGUCCAGGGCGCUCGUCCGGCGCACUGGAAGUUGAUGACCGACCUCCGAUGCAAGGCCAACGAAGUAGAAGUCACAGUAGAAGCGGCCUCUUGAUGCAGGAGGAAAACGAUCGGCAGGGUCAGAUACAACCAGGUAACGACAACGAAGAUUUCUCGCAGAUACUUUCCGAUGCAAGUGCCGCGGAUCCGAAGGAGCUUUUGCAACGCGGGCCGUUUUUCGCGCAAACCGUGACCCCGCCGAACAGCUACGUGCGGAAUCGCGAUGGCACGUUCUCAAAGAUCCCGGACGAGCGGUUUUUGCUCAACGAAGAAACCAACAGUUACGAACAGAUUCCGCCGGCAAGUACAGACGGGGACAAGGCGGGCAACAAGGGGUCGAAAAUCUACGUACCGACCCGUCAGCCGCAGCCAGUGUUCUACAAAAACAGGAAGACCAACACUUUUUUGCGCAUCCCCGAAGAUACGUUCUCGCGGACGAGCGCGGGCGCGUUCCUAAAGAACCCGCCAUUUUCCAAGUCGGUCGCGCCCGUGGUCAUGGACGGCGACGACUCCUCCUCGGUCUUGGAAGCGGGCGGAGACGCGGGCGAAAACACGGUCGUCGUGGAGGAUCGCGGAAGCAAGCCGCUUUUUGGCGCCACCAUCCGCAGUGAGACGGAAACCAACAGCGAAGUGGACUUUGACACGCAACAGAAGCGCAUGCAGCGCAUGCUCCGCGAGAAGAGCAGCAGUCUGGACGAGAUCGUUGGCAGGUACUCGCUGCCGCCGGAAAUCGCUGGCACGGAGAAAGAGAUCCUGCUCGAAACCCAGGACGAGAAAGGGGAAGAGGCCGCACCAGGUACUGCGAGAGCUUCGGCCAGACGAGCGUCGCGCAAACGAACCCUGGACCGCGCGGCGACGCCACAGAUGCUCGGUGGGGGGACAUUUGAUCAGAUCGAGCCGGCGAGGACGAGAGGUGAGGACGCAGAGGUAUAUAGUCAGGAAGACAGUGCGUCACAGUCCGGCGAGACUGGUGGUAGGAAGCCGCAGAACUUUGUGGCGUCUUUACAUCGACUGGAGGACGCAGUCGAGGCGUUGCGGAGUAUUCGGGAGGACCACGGCACGGCAGCCGCGGGCUCCCGGGGGACCAGUGCCGCCAGUAGACCCGGCCGUGGUGGUACAGGGGCGGCGACGCACCACGUACUAAACAUAGCCGGUGGUCGUGGUGGGAUAUCCCGCGGUGCGGCGUCUGCAAACGACGGACUCGACGAUCCAUUUGCGUCUUUUACGCGAAAUUACGAGUUGGCAAUCGAUGACGUGUCCGAGGUCGCAGAUCCGUCCCAAGAUGGCAGCCCGCUCUCGCAACUACUGAAAGAGACGAAGCGAGAACGUACUUGAUGUCAAUUCCUUGUCUGGUUUGAAACAGAACUCCAAUGCAGUACGCAGCUUGUGUUUAUCUUUAUUUGUAGAUCAAUGAUGUCCUCCAUUUGCCAGCUACAGAAAUGAGACAUACUCUGAACACACUUACUUAAUUCCUCAUUGCAGUUUCGGCCGUCCAGAGCAAUAAUUUGUCGUCCCGUUCGCGCGGCCACCUGAGCACACGAAACGCAGCGGCGCAGCCGGACGUGAGCCCGCUGUCGAAAUUUCUCGAAACGCAAGCGGACAUCAGGAGCUCUGUCACCUACCCGGAUCGGCAGCGCGGCAUCGAACUCUCCGGUGGUGUGAGCAGCAUGGAGCGCUACGGCAGCGCCGGCGGUGGCGGUGGGGGCGGCUUGACGUUUCUGCACGGGAGGGGGCCAUUCGCCAAAUCCGGGUCGUCUUCGUCCGACGACGUUUUGGAGGCACCGCGCGCUGCGCUAUCCUCCUUUCAGGAUGCGCCACCGUCCGUACGUGACACGGUCCUGCCGCAGUUGCGCCAGCAGGUGAUGCAAACGCAGGGUCUGUCGGAAGACAUCCGAUCACAAUUGUUGGACAUCUUCAAGCCGCCGGUAGUGUCACCAAGCCGUCCAGGAAGCCGGCACUCGACGCGAGGGGGCCGGUUCUGA